AUGUGGCUCAAAAGUCAGCUAUUGCUCCUAUAUUGCAUUGCAAGCGAAGUUUGGAUGGCAAAGCAGCUUGACUCUAGAAGUUUCCCCCGAGGACUUUAUUCAGUUGAAGACGGCAGUUCUGCACAGUGGAACAGGCUGAAAAGGAGUCUGUAUCAGGGAAGGUCCUGCAGGGUACGAGGCUGUUGCACAGGACGGAAUGAUGAUUGCAGCUUUAACAUUGUCUCCAAAGCAGCUAUAUGUUACUGUGACCAGUUCUGUGCCUCGGGUUUUCCUGGCCCUGUAGACUGUUGUGGUGACUACUGGGAUGUCUGUGAGCACCCUGUUGAGCCUACCAGGUCAGAUGAGCCUUGGCCACCUCCAGCAUUGGGUUGUUAUAAAGAUGGCCGAUAUUACGGAGAAGGAACAGUAAUUAAAGACAACUGCAAUUCCUGCACCUGUUUCCAUAGUCUCUGGAAGUGUUCAAAAGAAGUAUGCCUUGUUCGCCAAGACUUAAUUCAGCGCAUUAAUUCUGGAGAUUAUGGAUGGAAAGCUGACAACUACAGCCAGUUCUGGGGAAUGACACUGGAAGAAGGUUUCAAAAAGCGCCUGGGCACCCUCCCUCCAUCUCAUUCCUUGCUGAAUAUGAAAGAAGCUCCAGGACACUCACUUCCAGAAGAAAAAUUUCCUGCAUUUUUUGCAGCCACUUAUGCAUGGCCUGAGUGGAUUCAUGAUCCUCUGGAUCAACGAAGCUGUGGAGCAUCCUGGGCUUUUUCAACCGCAAGUGUUGCAGCAGACAGAAUAGCAAUUCAUUCUGAGGGAGAGUUCACAGACAACCUUUCUGCUCAGAAUUUGAUUUCUUGUGAUACCAGAAAUCAACAGGGAUGUAAUGGUGGAAGUAUUGAUGGUGCUUGGAGAUACCUGAAAACACAUGG
Messenger RNA from Apaloderma vittatum (bar-tailed trogon), 911 nucleotides. It is a transcript of the gene TINAG, whose product is annotated as tubulointerstitial nephritis antigen. Lineage: Eukaryota; Metazoa; Chordata; Aves; Trogoniformes; Trogonidae. The annotation marks the transcript as partial. Gene Ontology annotation, molecular function: cysteine-type peptidase activity. Gene Ontology annotation, biological process: proteolysis. Gene Ontology annotation, cellular component: lysosome. The record is from RefSeq and is a predicted model, not a curated record. The transcript is spliced from 6 exons.